Messenger RNA from Lathyrus sativus (Indian pea), 1602 nucleotides. Lineage: Eukaryota; Viridiplantae; Streptophyta; Magnoliopsida; Fabales; Fabaceae. The record is from the annotation of a GenBank genome assembly.
AUGGUGACAGGAGAAGAUUUAUACAACGUCAUGUGUGCAAUGGUGCCUCUAUAUUUCGCAAUGCUAGUUGCUUACGGUUCUGUAAAAUGCUGCAGAAUGUUCACACCAGAGCAAUGUUCCGGCAUAAACCGAUUUGUGGCGGUUUUUGCCGUGCCGGUUUUGUCUUUUCAUUUUAUUUCUCUCAAUAAUCCUUACCAAAUGGACACUAAAUUUAUAUUGGCGGAUACAGUUUCUAAGGUUCUUGUUCUCUUUUUUCUUUCUGUUUGGGGUAUUUUCUUUGCUAGAGGCUCUUUGGAUUGGGUUAUCACUUUGUUCUCGGUUGCCACCUUGCCUAAUACUCUUGUUAUGGGAAUUCCUCUACUUCAAGCUAUGUAUGGUGAUUUUACAGAAACUCUCAUGGUGCAACUUGUUGUUUUUCAAUGCAUCAUAUGGUAUACGGUGCUACUAUUUCUACUGGAAUACAGAGCAGCAAAACUCUUAAUCAAAACCGAGUUCCCGGGAAACAAAGCAUCCUCCAUAACAAAAUUCGAACUCGACGGCGACGUAAUUUCCCUCUACGGCCAAGACGCGCCGCUCCAGGCCCUAUCAGAAACCGACGAAAACGGCCGCAUUAAGGUCCGAAUCCGUCGAUCCACUUCAUCAGCUGCAGCAGAAUCAACCUCAUCAAUAACUACCGGGAUAACUCCAACACGGCUCUCCAAUCUCUCCAACGCCGACAUCUUCUCCAUCAACACGCCGCUGAAUUUUCUCGAUAAUCCGAGUGCGAGUCCGCGGUUCUCCGGUUACGCUUCUACUGAUGCUUAUUCGCUGCAGCCGACUCCGCGGGCGUCGAAUGUUAAUGAAACGGAGAUAUGUGGAACGCCGGUAGUGGGGAGGUCGCCGGUGGGUGGUGGGAGGGGGUUGAGGGGGAACUCGCCAGUGGUGGAGGGAGGUAGGAUGGUUUGGGAAUCGCCUGAGAAAUGGCAGGGAGAAGAGAGACAGAGAUGCAAGGACAUUACUAUGUCAGAUAAGGAAAUUAGCUUCAGAGAUAGCCUCAAAGUCUCAAUGGCAGGAGAAGCUGUGGACCCAAAAGACCAAAUUUCCAGUAGCCAGAAAAUGCCAUAUGCCUUUGUAAUGUUAAGGCUUAUAUUCAUUGUUGUUGGAAGAAAACUUUCUCGAAAUCCUAAUACAUAUUCUAGUGUAUUAGGACUUCUUUGGUCUCUAAUCUCCUUCAAAUGGAAUAUAGAAAUGCCGAGUUUGAUCAAAUCGUCUAUCAAAAUCAUAUCUGAUGCAGGUCUUGGGAUGGCAAUGUUUAGCUUAGGGCUUUUCAUGGCUCUUCAGCCUCGUAUCAUUGCUUGUGGUACAAGAAAAGCAGCCAUGGGAAUGGCCAUUCGAUUCCUAUUUGGACCUCUUGUAAUGUCAUUAUCUUCCAUUGCGAUUGGAUUGAGAGGAAAAAAACUGCAUACUGCCAUUGUACAGGCUGCUCUUCCACAAGGGAUAGUGCCAUUUGUAUUUGCAAGGGAAUAUGGGCUUCAUCCUGAUAUUUUGAGCACAGGGGUAAUCUUUGGCAUGCUAAUUUCCUUGCCAAUAACUCUCAUUUACUACAUAUUUCUUGGCUUGUGA